This is a messenger RNA of Osmerus eperlanus (European smelt), 854 nucleotides long. RefSeq names its product GATA zinc finger domain containing 2Ab (gene gatad2ab). The transcript is spliced from 5 exons. The coding region runs from base 192 to 854 and encodes 220 amino acids. The record is from RefSeq and is a predicted model, not a curated record. Lineage: Eukaryota; Metazoa; Chordata; Actinopteri; Osmeriformes; Osmeridae. Gene Ontology annotation, biological process: negative regulation of transcription by RNA polymerase II. Gene Ontology annotation, cellular component: NuRD complex.
UUGCGCAUGCUUAGUGAAGUGACGCCGUCCAUGUGUGUAAGCGGCUCAUUAUUUGGCAACCGUAGAGGCAGCGGGCAGGAGAGGGGAUCCCCGGGAUUUUUUUUCAUCGAAUUACUGGCGUAAAUAGUCAGUCAAAACAAGUAAAGAACUCAAGGGAACACGCUGCUUUGGAUCAUUUUCUUCGUGGAGCCAUGUCGGAGGAGGCGGUGCGUCUGACGCGCAGCCAGAAGCGCGCCCUGGAGAAGGACGUGGCGUCGCCCGGCAGCCCCGGGGACGCCGACCACAAGAGGGUGAAGCUGGAGGAAGGCGACCCCGCCGAGGGAGGCGAGGCGGGGGCCUCGGGGGGGGCCGGGGAAGGAGACGCAGGGCCGGAGAAGGCCAAGGAGGGGGCCGAGGGGGCGAGCGGCCUGCAGGCCUCCGGGGAGGUGAAGGCCACCAUCAAGGUGGAGGUGCAGACCGGAGACGAACCUGUGGACAUGAGCACGUCCAAGAGCGACAUUAAGAGCGAGAAGCAGCCUCCGUCGCCUGAUGAUGUCAUCGUGCUGUCGGACAACGAGCCGUCCAGCCCGCCGGUGAACGGCCUGAGCCACUGCUUCAAGAAGACCGACACGGACAAACUCAUGAAGAGCAGUCCAGAGGAGCGGGAGCGCUUCAUCCAGCAGCUGAAGGAGGAGCUGCGCUUGCAGGAGGCCAGACUGGUGCUGCUGAAGAAGCUCCGGCACAGUCAGAUCCAGAAGGAGCCCACGGCUCCCAAGACGCAAGGUUCAGGUACAAGCAGAAUCACCCACCUGAGAGCCGCCCGCAGCAGCCCCGCGGGCCAUCUGAAGAGCCCGGCUGGUCCUGGAAGAGCCUGA